UCUAAACUAAGUCAAAGUGAAAGCGAUGUGGUGCUUCCACCAGUCUCUGUCUGCACUCAACAGUCUGACUCACAGUUGAAGCUCAGUCUCUGGGAUGUUAGUAUGAUGGCCUCAGUCUUAGUGGUCUUGUCCGCAACCAUUGCUCUCUCUGCUUGCACCUCAUGCCCAAAAGCAUAUCUGGAGGAAAGGUUCCCUGGAGAGUCCUUCAGCCUUCACUGCUCUACCCAAGAGCAACAGGAGCAGCUCGAAUUGCACAAAAUCAGCAAGCAGAAGAGAAUCAGCGUCAUGCAUGUUUUCAAGGAUGUUAAGACCGAUGAUAAGACCGACACCUAUGAUGACCAAUACAAGAACAGAGUGGAGUUUACAGGACCCUUGAAGAAUCUGUCCAUAAUCAUCACAAAUCUGACUGAGGAAGACUCUGGAAUUUACUACUGUCAAUACUCUAACGAGGUAGAUGGGGAACCCAUUGUGAUCAUGUCCAAUGAAGUUGUCGCACUUUUCGUGAAACGGCCUGCUGUGCUCUGCCCCCCUGAGCUUCCCCCUGGCUACCCCACCACCACCCCCACCAUCACCAGCCCCAACUCCACCACCAACUUCCUUCUGGCUUUGUUCUCCAUCUUCACUGCUGUGGUGGUCUUCCUGAUGUUUUCAAUCAUGCUAGUCUUUUAUGUUAUACCUAAGAUCAAGACGUUGCGGGCUCCGCAAGCGGCACAGAACAGAGGGAAUGACUCCGUGUACGAGGUCAUGAGCGCCACGCUGAAGAGAACGUGAUGAGUGGGCCGUGCUACCCCAGAGACAGGCCACACAACAGUCGUGUCUGCUUUUAAGGGUCCAACCUCAACUGGCACAGCUGGUAGGCUCAGAGAGCUGCCAUGAUGGAGGCUGAGUGUGCGUUUGCCGUUUGCGCCACUUCCUUCCAAGUUUCCGCCUCGCAGGGUUGUGGGACCAGAGCUCAGCACCAUAUCAUUGGACAUCACCCACCCUGCACACUACGCCUUCCAGCUACUUCCCUCUGGGAGACGUUACAGGACAGUCCCCUCCAGAACAACCCGCUUCAAAAACAGUUUCAUUCCCACAGCGAUAAACGUUCUGAACUCCAAACGCUGAGGACUGUUAUGGAUUAGGAUGACCCUACUGUAUGUAUUUAUGUAUCUAUGUUGUAUGUAUCAUGUAUGAAUGUGUCUAUGUUAUAGGAACCUGUACCAAGAGCUGUAUACUGAUAACAAAUUCCACCUGGUCAUCUACUGAUUGUUCUGAACUUUUAUCUUUGAUUGCUAAUGUUAAUAUUUGGAAUAUGAGUGUACUUUGUUUUAAAAUGUGCUGUACAUGUCUGGAGAUUAAAAUAUACUGUAUAUUUUAGCAUGUAUAUUUUUUUGGCCAAUGGAAAAGCUGUAAUUAGAGCACUGUGAAGAGAAUGAGAGAGAACUAGAAAAGCACUCAUGAGCGCAGACCUCCGCCAAGCGAAAACAUAACCGCCUUCUGGAUCCAGACGGUGAUACGGAUCACUCUCAAAAUUCAGACCUUCCCCCAUCGAAAUCUACCCAUAACCUUUUGAGUUAUCUUGCGAACAAACAGACAAACAGACAGACAGACAGACAAACAAACAAACAAACAAACAAACCCCAAUGAAAACAUAACCUCAUUGGCGGAGGUAAUAAGUGAGUUGUUUGGAGUGUUCUUUUGUCAGGAAUACUGAUUGACCACAAUGACCAGAGACUGGUAAUCUCCAUUUCAGUGAUUGUGAGACUAUUGGCACCAGAUGGCUGAACCGCUGUUGAUUUAGGUCAGUUACUUUAACUUUAACUUCUAUCAAUUGCUUGAUUAAUACAUCUGUGGAAAGGGACCUGAUGAAUGAUGUUCCAAAUAAUCUUGCUGCUCUUUCAAGCCUUCCAAUAACAUUUAUUAAUUCUAAU
Molecule: messenger RNA, 1913 nt
Organism: Sardina pilchardus (European sardine)
Lineage: Eukaryota; Metazoa; Chordata; Actinopteri; Clupeiformes; Clupeidae
Exons: 4
Coding region: 103-771 (222 amino acids)
Biological process (GO): adaptive immune response
Cellular component (GO): membrane
Molecular function (GO): signaling receptor activity
Source: RefSeq, a predicted model, not a curated record